UUAUGAUUAGAAAUGUGCUGAAGAAAAUCUCUCAGAUUAACAUAAAAUGUGUAAAAAAAAUCUAAAAGAAAUCAAAUUUAACAGGAGGGCUAAUAGGGUAUAUGCCGAGCUAAUGUUGUUCCCAUGCUGAUAAAUGUCCGGUGACCUGUUAUUGUGAGUUUUUUUUUCCAUUUUAUACAGUUCUUUUUACAGCAUCGAUGUUGUAAUGUAAUUAAAAUACAAUCAGUUAAAUAGACUUUGGCAUUCAUUUAGUUGCUCAAGCGUAAAACGAGACAAAACGCCAUUCACUCCCACGCGUCCAUAGAUAUAUACAUUAGAUAUCGCCUACCCUUUUGUUGUCUAUUGGAAGGAAUGCGUCAAUAGAGCUGCCAUUUUAGUACAGGGUAGCGCUCCUUUGAAAUGAAUGCGGGACUAAGCUGCAGUGGAGGACUGUGGCUAUCCAGAGCCAGAGAAAUACACAUAUAUCUAAGAUCAGGAGUUUUCCCGGAGUUCAGUAUGCAAUUAUUUUUUUUUAUUACAAAACAUAUAAUUUUACUUCACUUUUCUACAUUGAUGGAUAAGUGUUUGUGUGUAUGGAAAUGUACUAUACACCCUCUGUUCAAUCUGAUCUUAUCUGUGUCCUGAAACACACCGCCUUCUGCUUUCACUUCUCAUACUGACGGAGGGAGCAAUUCGUUGAAUCAAUAAAUGAAUCUACAUUAUGAACGACUCCUUCACUUGCCGAUAAUAAUACAAGUUUCCGGCACCGCAGCAUCUCGUUGUCAUAUUUCUUUUGCUUUGUUUGCUGAUAUUAUUCAACAAAACUAGCAUAAGCCGAGUGUUUAGUGCGAGCUGGUGCUACUUUGCCUUAUGGUGAAUGCAGUAGGCGACUGUAUUAUCAUCAAUAACGUUACCUGUUUAGAACAAAAACAAGAUCUUACCUAUGAAAUGUUCUGCUUUUGUGCUUUGUUUUCUUUGUUUGCUCGUUGCUACACCUGUACACAGCUCUAAAGUGCAGCAUCUUCAUGUUGGCACACUGUCUUGACUAGUGCGGUUGAAUGACACUUGUCCUGGGAGCACUGUACAAAUAUGGCGGAGCUAUUGACGCAUGCUCAGGGUCCGUAUGCGAUAUCUAGUUUAUAUAUCUACGGCACGUGUCUGUCAGAAUCAGAAGGCUAGCACAGAAGCUCCAUUUGAAAAUACUGGGGUAAAAUAAAUGUUUAUAUUAUAAAGACAUGGCAGGGGAAAAUGUUAUUUAAUGCAGGGCUUCUUGUACAAUCUGAGACCCACUUUAUAUCGGAUAUCACUCAACCCGUGGAGAUCCCUGAUUUUUAAAGAAAACAGACAUUGAAUGCGCAGAUUUUGUAAUGGCAUACAAUUCAUCGAAAGCGCUAAACCCAGGUUACUGGCAAAUUAAAAGUCCUAUUAGUAUACUUCGGCUUAUACCCUAUUCAACUGUGUGUCUGUGUGCAGGACUGAUGGAGGUGUGUGGCGAGCCUCUGAUCCGGGCUGCUCCUGAACCCCUGCGGGACGAGCGCAUCCAGACCGCAGAACUGCUCUGUGCUGAUCUGGACCUGUCUGUCUCUCUCACCCCCGAGCGGCCAGCAGACAGACGCCGGCGACAGGUGCGUUUUAAUGUGGAUCCGGUGCUCAUCACAGUGAACCCAGAACCCAGAACAGAUCAACCCACAGCCCGGAAACCUCAGAAUAAAGACAAGCACGGUGUUGAUUCAGAUAGGGGGCAGAGCAGAGGAUGUGAUGGACAGCUGACAGAUGGGGCGGAGCUAAACACCACCCUGGCACUGAGGGCGGAGCUUGAGGAGGAGGCGGAGCAAACGUUUGACGCUGAGAAAGCAGUUCGGGAGAAAUUACAGAGUUCAACGCUCACAAAGAACCACGUCAACAGCAAAGCAGCAGAAGGUCUGAAUUUCCCUCGCUCUCAGCAGCUGUACCGGGCCUUAGUCAGCGUCAGCCUAUCACGCGAUCAGCUCAUCAGCCAGGCCCUCCAGGAUAGGCCAGCGCUGGCCCCGCCCACCACCAGCCAGACCAAUAAGUUCUCAUCUCCGCCACCAGAGGGCCCUGAUAUACUGCAGUUCUACAAUCCUGACACGAUGCUCAGAGAGACUCCACUGUUGCCAGGCGACAGCAUCCCUUUGCCCCGCCCACGGCCUGUACCUAGACCCGCCCACACAACCUUUCACCUACAUCGCCUGCACAAGCUGUGGGAAUCAUGAACUUGUGAGUGUGUGUGUGUGUGUGUGUGUGGAAAGGACAAUGUUUUGAUUGAUCGAUAAUCUUUGUGUGUGUGUGUGUGUUUUGUAAGCUUUAAUGUGCAUUAUUGUAUCGUUUUCAGCCGAAUGUGAAUUUAAUAUAAAAGCAAUAAAUAUUUGGUUUUGUAA
Danio aesculapii is the source of this 2378-nucleotide messenger RNA. It is a transcript of the gene ppp1r35, whose product is annotated as protein phosphatase 1, regulatory subunit 35. Gene Ontology annotation, biological process: negative regulation of phosphatase activity. Bases 1347 to 2213 code for a protein of 288 amino acids. Gene Ontology annotation, molecular function: phosphatase binding. The transcript has 5 exons. Lineage: Eukaryota; Metazoa; Chordata; Actinopteri; Cypriniformes; Danionidae. The record is from RefSeq and is a predicted model, not a curated record.